CGAAGAAACGAGUCUCCGAACCAGAGCUGUCGAACGACGAGCUAGCGCCAAAGCGAACACAAAGGCCCAGACGAACCAGGAGUCCGCGCUCGGAAUCGAAUCGAAUCGAAACGGAGGCAACCAAAGAGAGAAAAGAGACGCAUCCCGGAUCCCCCGAUCGCAAAACAAUGCCAACUUUGACCACCGCGCCCGCAUCCGCAUCCCCCGGCGGCGGGGAGAGGGACAACGAGAGCGAAACCGAAAAGGCGGGAAGCCCCUGCCCCCCGUGGUGCAUCUUUGUCAAGACCGUCGGCAGGGGCUUUGAGCGCCGCGGGGAUCCGGAAGCGGAACCCUCUUCCGGGAGCGGCCUUCCCCCGGCGGCGGCGCUCUCCUUCUCCGUCCGGGUCCGCCCGGACGACAAGGUCGACUCGCUGCACGACGAAAUCGAGGGCGUCACCGGGGUGGGGGCCUCCCAGCAGAGGCUCAUCUACCGGGGCCGGCUCAUCGGAGCGACGGACGUGGGGGCCGCUGCGAACAGCAGCAGCAACAGCAACAACACUGCAAAUGCCUGGGAACGCGGGGCGGAACCCCCGGGGGUCGGAGAUCCCCCGAAAGACCGCAAGGCCUCCCCGCCCCCCGGCGACAAGACCAGCACCGACGAAGAAAAGGAAUACAGGAUAAAGGACAUUGUGGGCCUCUGCGACGGACAAACCAUCCACCUCGUCCGGAAACGGGACGAUGCGAGCGCAACCGCAAAGGCAGCCGCGGAUCCGACGGCGAGUCCGAGUGGCGCAGAAACCGCUGGUCGGGAGAACGAGAACGAGAACGAAAACGAAACAAGCAACGAAAACGAAAACGAAACCAGUGGCGGCGCCGAUGCGGGCAUCGAUUCCAACGGAGGCAGCGCCACCACCACCAACGCGGAGAGCGAUCGUUCCGGAAGCGGGGGAGCCCUGCUGGCCGCCCUUUUGGGCCUGGGCAGCCUCGCAGAGGGAGCCGGAAGUCCCGUCGGGUUGGGUGGCCCCGAGGCCCUGGCCACGAGCCGAGCCAGCAGCGCCUCGAACACGCCCACCAACAGCAACAACAACGGCACCGGUGCCACCCGGGGCUCGCCGUGGAGGUCCUCUCCCCGGGGAGCCAACCGCGAGGCCUCUGUCGGCGGCUCCCUUUCGCCCCGCCACGUCCGCCGACCAACCUACAGGCUUGCGGCCGAGGACCUGGAGGUCGCCGAUCCCGGGCCCAUGGAAUCCGUCCGGCAGGGCCUCAUGACCUUCCGCACCAUUCUGGACUCGCAGCCGGCGCUCGGGGCCGGCGGGGAGAGGGCCACCGGAAGCGCGGGUGCAAGCGCAAACGCAAGCGCAACCGCAAAUUCAAAUUCAAACGCAAGCGCAACCGCCCACCCGCUGCAAACCAACCGCGAGUGGUUCCGGGGCCAGUGGCUCGACGCGAGGGACACGGUCAACCAGUGGCUCGAGGCCACCGUGGUGGACGUCGUCGAUCCGGAAGACGUCCUCGGGGACGCCUCGGCCCUGCACACCCACACCCCGCCCUGCGUCCACACCAGGAGGUACGGGACCACCGAGCAAAACCCGCCCCGCCAGCGGAGGGUCCCCAACGUCGACAACGACCUCGCCAUCAGCGCCAACGACCUGGAGGGCCGCCUCCGGUUGCUGGUGGAGGAAUGCGAACCCGGGGACCCGGGGGAGAUCGCCCCUUCGCAAUCGGUGGGGAUGGACUCCUUCUCCGGCCGGUCCUUCCGGCCCCGGUCCACCAACGAGGGCGUCUCGCUCCUCCUCAUCCACUACAACGGGUGGCCCCACCGGUGGGACGAAUGGAUACGGAGCGACUCGGAGCGCCUGCGGCCCUUUCGGACCCGGACCCGCCACCCGACCAUGGUGCGUCUUUUUUUUUUGGCUAGUCCCGUCUCGUCUCGUGUUGCCUCGUUUUGUUGCCGCAAAAGCUCACUUUGUUUGUUGUUUUGUUUUAUUUUGUUUCUAUUUCGUUUUCGUUUUCGUGUUCAGUCCGCUCUGGCAUCCCCGACACCGCAAUCGAUUCUCAACGAGGCACCCAGAACGAAUAUUGUUCCGGACGGUGGCGAGGAAGACGACCGCCUGGCGGUGUUGCCGGAGCUCGGCCUUGCACUUUCGAGGGUGAGCAGUGUGGUGGAAAGCCUGGCAAGCCGGGAACACCAAUUCCAACAGCGACAAUUAAGACGGCAACGAAACGGUGGCGGCGUCGACCACGAAUGCGACAACGACAGCGACAGCGACAGCAACAGCAAAAACGACAACGACAACGAGCUGGAGGACCUUCGCCCGGCGUCAAGCCAUACAAGCACCGGUACAAAAACGAACGGAAACCGCUGCCGGAGAACCAAGGAUGGCCUGCCGUGGAUUGCUAGGGAUUCGGACUCUGUGCAAAAUGGUGGGGACUCGGAAGACAGCGAACACGAUCGUUCGAUCGCCACCAGCAGCUACGGCGAUGGCACGUCCGAACCGCAGCCCAGUAGCCUAGACGUACUGCCGGACUAUGACAUCCGAAACGAGUUCGAACCGGCCACCCCGGGCAACGACACCGGCGACGACGAUGCCGGCGACGAAGCAGCAGGUAUUGCCAACGACACCACCACCACCACCACUACCACCUACACCCAGGCAGAGCUCCGGCAGCUCGCGACGCUUUUUGAUCGUUUGGGAAGAACCCUGACCGAUGCCGCGCCCCACAUUGCGUCUCUGGCGGCAUCGCUCCCACCGGAGGGAGUCGAAAACGGCCAGGGCAGCAACAGCAGCAGCAACAACAACACGAACAGCGAGGAGUCCACGGAGGAUGCCCCGGAAGAGCCGAGCGUCCCGGGCAACGAAGCCUCCGCGGCCCCGCUCGGUGGCCUCCUAUCGAUGUGGUCCCGCGAACGCGAGCGCCGGCGGCGGAGCCUCGACCGCGACCAAAUCACCGCAAGCACGCGGUCCGCGACGCUCCUGGAACCGAUCGACCCCGACCACACGGACUUUGCCAGCGGGGUCGUCAACACCACCCGCGGGGAGGUCCGCAGCGGGCCCCGGAGCCGGGCGUCCCACCAGGAAGACCUCGGCAGCCUCCUCGGAACCUACCUGACCGCGGCCAGCCUCGGCAGCGCCGGAUCGUCUUCCGGCGACCAAAACGGCGACAGCGGUUCCGGCUUUGCCAGGAUCUUGCAGCGCGGGUCGACCGUUGGAUCCGGCGACAGCGGCAUCGAUAUCCACAUCCACGCCAUUGUCACGGCACCCKGGAUGUCGCCCGGUGGGAUGGGCAUUGCCACCCUCGGCGGUGGCGGCGGAGCGUCGCCACCCACCAUGGCCACCACCCUCGGGGGCCUCUCGAGGAACAUUUUCUCCUCGAGCCUCGGCCGCGGCGGGACCACGGCACCAACGGCGGUGGCGGCGGCGUCGACCUCGCUGUCCUCGGGCAUCGUGGAACCCGGGGAAGAAGAGGACCACUCGGACCUCUUCUCCGAGCUGUACUCGGAGACCCCGACCCCCGUCGAUCCGAACGGCGCCCGGGCGCUGGGGGAGGCCGGGGACGCCGGAAGCAGCCCGGCACCUUCCACCCCGCCCGGGGACGGGGGGGUUCAAGAAUCCCCCCCUCCCGCAGAGGGAAGCAGCACGAGCGGCCGGUCCCCCCGCUCCUCCUCCGAGCGCCGGUCGGGCGUCUUUCGCCUCUUUCGGAGGCGCAGCAGCCGCGGCUAGGAGCAAAGCUACACUUGCGGGUCCGACCCCGCAACGUU
Messenger RNA from Pseudo-nitzschia multistriata, 3739 nucleotides. Lineage: Eukaryota; Bacillariophyta; Bacillariophyceae; Bacillariales; Bacillariaceae. The record is from the annotation of a GenBank genome assembly.